CUUUUUAUUUUAUCCAUGCAAACCACUGGAGUCGGCGAACCUCACAUGAUUACUUUGGAUGGAGUUGAAUACACCUUUAAUGGUUAUGGCGACUAUCAAAUUCUCCAGGUAGCACCUUCUGGGUUCAAGCUACAGGGAAGAAUGCAGCCUUUAAUCAAUCGCUACGGCAGAAAGACUCUUGGUACAGUUUAUAAGGCGUUUGCGAUGAAGGAAAAUGGCUCGGAUAUUGUUCAGGUUCACAUCAACGGCCGCAAUGAAGUUGACGUUCUGGUGAAUGGAGCUUUGAUGGAAUUUGAUGAGCGACUGCUAAUGGAUUUUAAUGGCGUCACAGUUUUAAAAUACAACAACUCCUAUAAAUAUUCCACCAUAUUCAAUUCUGGGAUAUCAGUUACAAUCGAGAAGGCCGAUGAACUUUUACAAAUGAUGCUACUGGUGCCACAGAUGUAUAAAGGUAUGCCCCAUCCUAAACAUUCGUCUAAAGUGACAUCCUGGAAUUUAUGAUCACAACAGGUCGAGGCUGUUUCUCUUUGUUAUAACAAAUAAUGAUGAAAUUAAAUUCAGCGUUAUCUGAAUGAUGCUGGCUUUUCUUGAUAAGCUGGAGAGCCUUCUUUAUGAGAAGUAUCUUUAGUAAAGCAAUCAAGCGGCAACUGACAGGUAACGCCGGCAAACUGCAGCAAAUUGGAAGGAAGAACUACUGUUUGAUUAUUCAACGCCAAUUAAAAGGCAACCCUCAGUUUUAAAUAACAAGUACGAUGCGACAGUUUUUAAUUCUUUGAAAUUAACUCAUGUGUUAAUAUGUCUAUUUAU
Molecule: messenger RNA, 807 nt
Organism: Pocillopora damicornis (cauliflower coral)
Lineage: Eukaryota; Metazoa; Cnidaria; Anthozoa; Scleractinia; Pocilloporidae
Product: sushi domain-containing protein 2
Biological process (GO): cell-matrix adhesion
Source: RefSeq, a predicted model, not a curated record